This is a messenger RNA of Pseudophryne corroboree (corroboree frog), 1862 nucleotides long. RefSeq names its product cholesterol 25-hydroxylase (gene CH25H). Gene Ontology annotation, cellular component: endoplasmic reticulum membrane. NCBI's taxonomy places the organism in Eukaryota, Metazoa, Chordata, Amphibia, Anura, Myobatrachidae. Gene Ontology annotation, molecular function: C-4 methylsterol oxidase activity; iron ion binding; steroid hydroxylase activity. Bases 1 to 861 code for a protein of 286 amino acids. The transcript has a single exon. Gene Ontology annotation, biological process: sterol biosynthetic process; cholesterol metabolic process. The record is from RefSeq and is a predicted model, not a curated record.
AUGAACUGCAGCGUUGAGGUAACAGUAGCACCCGGCUCACACUGGGGUUUACAGCCGGCCUCAGGCUUUCUGCAGCCUCUGUGGGAUCGGGUCACAUCCAAAGAACAGAUAAUUAGAUCUCCCUUGUAUCCAGUUAUUUUCUCAUUCACAGUCUAUAUGGCUUUCUGCAUUCCCUACCUGGCACUGGACCUUCUGUGUCACAAGUUACCUGCCUUGAAGAAGUACCAAGUGCAGCCAAAAUCCAGACCCUCACUGAGCAUGAUUUUGCACUGCCUGGCACACACUGUCUACAGUCACUUGGUGUUCAUCUUCCCAGUGACCAUCGCCUACUGGUACUGGAGACCAGUGCAAUUGCCACCCGUGGCACCAGAACUGCAUCGCUUUAUACUGGAUAUCAUUGCCAGCCUGCUGCUGUUUGACUUCCAGUACUUUGCCUGGCACUUGCUGCACCACAAGGUCCCCUGGCUGUACAAAAACUUUCAUAAGAUGCAUCACAAGUACACUGCCACCUUUGUGCUGGCGACACAAUACUCCAGCGCCUGGGAGAUGCUGUCACUGGGGUUCUUUGCUAAUGUCAGUCCAAUACUGCUGGGCUGCCACCCAAUGACUGAGAUGGCUAUCUUCAUCAUCCAUAUUUACCUGUCUGUGGAAGACCAUUGUGGCUAUGACUUUCCCUGGUCUACACACAGGUUAGUCCCAUUUGGCUUGUGCGGAGGACCAAGUCACCAUGAUCUUCAUCAUGAAAAGUUUGUGUCUAACUACGCACCGUACUUUACUCACUGGGACAAACUGUUUAAUACACUAGCAAGGCAGAAGGUGAAAGAGCCAAUUGCCUACUCUCAGUACUCCAAGACUGAAUGAAGAACCACUUAACAUACAUAAAUUGAAAGUGUGUGUGCACCUGAAAGCUGAAUGGUCAGUAAUUGUACAUGACCUGAAGCUUGGUCCUAAUCUGCUAUCAGAUCUCCAAGGUCUAAAGGGAAGAGACUGGACGCUGUGCCUGUGCUUCAGGGCCGAUGGUCAACUGUUACAUAAAUGGGAACAUGGUCUGAAUCUUCUCCCAGCACUUCAAGACAUAAUACAGUACAGUUACCUUUACAUGAACUUCACCUUCAUGCCUGAGCCGGGACCAAAAUCUAUACAAAAACUAUUUAUGAGUGACUCUGCCAGAAGAAAACGGAGUCUGCUAGUGUACUUUGAUAUUUAUUUAUUUAUUUAUUUGUUUAUUUAUAAUAUACUAACGUAAAUAUUUGUCUAUUGAGCAAUAAUGUGAAGUUUUUUUACCAAAAUCCAUUGUGUAUGACACAAUUUAAACAUUUCUAUAGUUAAGAUUUUAAAAUGAGUGAAUGAUGUUUAAGUUAAAAUUAGGAGAGCACAUGGUACAUUCUAAUUAUACAUUAUAUGUAUAAUGGUUACAGUAUAAUUUUACAGUAUAUCUUUAUACGUUUUACAGUAGGACCAAAAAUGUGAUAUUUAAAUGGUAUAGUGGCUGAUAAAUGACAGCAGUUUCCUGCAUUGUGUUGACUGACAGUAUUAUGACAGUAUUAUGAUUGUAUUAUUAAGGUAUUGUAAAUGGAUACAUAUAAUGUAGGGCACAGCAUGUGAUGAAAGCUCACGGAAAGUUGUUCUAUAAGGAUGUAAAGGUUGUAUGUGUAAAAAAGAUGAAUAGAAAUGGGUUUAGGCAUCAAGCUAUACUGUAUGUUUCACAAGGACUAAGAUGAAGUACAGUAUAUAGAAGGAUGAUUCCAAACUACAUUUAUCAAAUAAAUGAAUGUAUUAAAAUGAAGGUUUUGCACAGAACAUAGAAUGUUCUAACAUAUAUUUUUUAAACAAAAUAUUGUAAAUACUGAAUUUAUUUUUUG